AUGGCGAUUGAAGAUUACGAGAACCCAAAUCGAGAAAUCAAGCCUAAGCACAGAAGAAUCAUGGGAGUUGGUGGACCGGAGGAAGAAGAGAACCGGUGGCCUCAAUGGCUGAAACCUUUACUGAAAGAAGUCUUCUUUAGUCAAUGCAGCUUCCAUGGACACUCACCUAAAAGCGAAUGCAACAUGUAUUGCUUAGACUGCACCAAUGGCUCGCUUUGCUCUCUCUGUCUUGCGCAUCACAAGGACCAUCGCACCAUUCAGAUAAGGAGAUCUUCAUACCAUGAUGUGAUAAGGGUCAAUGAGAUUCAGAAGCAUGUAGAUAUCUCCAGCAUUCAGACUUAUGUGAUCAAUAGCGCAAAGGUUGUGUUUUUGAAUGAGAGACCUCAGCCUAAGCCUGGUAAAGGUGUUACUAAUACCUGCACUGUCUGUUUUCGUGGCCUUGUCGAUGAUUUCUUCAGCUUCUGCUCUCUUGGCUGCAAGGUUGCAGGAACAUCAAGAAACUUUGAGAAGAGAGUGAAGGGUACAUCAAUGGAACAAGAGAAUUCAAGCAACAGUUCAGGAGUAGACAAUGACAUUUCAAAUCUGCAGAGCUCUAUCCCAUCAACACCUGAAUUUCCUCCUGGUUCUUUUCGGAAAAGAAGAAGAAAGGGAAUCCCUUACCGAUCUCCACUGCAAUGA
Microthlaspi erraticum is the source of this 678-nucleotide messenger RNA. The record is from the annotation of a GenBank genome assembly. NCBI's taxonomy places the organism in Eukaryota, Viridiplantae, Streptophyta, Magnoliopsida, Brassicales, Brassicaceae.